AUGACCCCUGAGGACCUGUUUAUGAUUGGGGAGCACCAUUGCUGUCUGGAAGGCCGUGACGGGGCGCAUGGACGCGUAGGCAGCCCCGUCUCCGAGGGAUCGGUUCACACUGGUUUUUCCUCGUUAAGUGUUCGCAAGAUGAGUUUGGUGUUGUAUCUUGCGCUUUUUUUAGGUCUUUCCACACAACUUGUAAAAGGCGAGACCCAUUUGACAACCGACAUCAUUCGGGAAGUUUUCGGCGAUGGUACAAUCCAGAAGGUUGAAGGCCAGGUGGCUGCGAUCACACCAGCAAAUGCCACUUUCGUGGACACUGACUAUUCGGAGCCUAUGGACAAUUAUUACCCGGCGUCAGCUGAUUAUGACAGGUUCGAUUGGACACUCACUAAGCGAGUAGCGGCAUCUUCGGAGGAGAACUUUUUGCUGUCUCCAUUGGGACUGAAAUUGGCAUUGGCUAUAUUGACAGAAGCGGCGACGGGUGCAACGCAGUCGGAGUUGUCUUCCGUCCUUGGAUUUGACCUUGACAAAGCUCUUGUCAGAAAGAAAUUCGCCGGAAUACUAGAUUCGUUACAGACGAAAUCAUCGAAGUACAUACUAAACUUGGGCAGCAGAAUUUACAUCGGUGACAAUGGUCAGCCGCGGCAGCGCUUCGCAGCGAUCGCGCAGAAUUACUACAAGACCGAGUUGCUGAAUAUAGACUUUGAUAAACCAGUAGAUGCGGCAAACUCAAUAAACGCUUGGGUCUCGAACAUCACCCAAGGACGGAUACCGAGUCUGGUGAACUCAGGUGACGUGUCAGGCGUGGCCGUGUUGAUAUUAACAACACUUUACUUCAAAGGAACUUGGUUACACCAGUUCGCGCCGAACGCUACGCAUCCCUCCGCGUUCUACGUGACAUCUAAAGCCACCAAGGAUGUCCAAUUUAUGAACGUCAGAAACAAGUUUUAUUAUGCGGAGUCUGCGAGGUUCGAUGCAAAGAUACUGAGGAUGCCCUAUUUGGGCGAUAAAUUCGCAAUGUACCUCGUUGUUCCAAACACGCUGACCGGGCUGUCGCGAGUUUACAACAAUCUGAGCGAGCUCCGAGCGGAGUUGCAUCGUCUGCAGCGGCAUUUGGUCGACGUGUCCCUCCCAAAGUUCAACUUCGACUACACCUCAGUCUUAGACGGCGUUCUGAAGGAGUUGGGCAUUCGCCAAGCGUUCGAGGACACGGCGUCCUUCCCUGGCAUCUCUCGGGGUCAUCAGUUACCGCAUCGGCUGAAGGUAUCUAAGGUGCUGCAGCAGAAUGGCAUUGUCGUGAACGAGCUGGGCAGCACAGUGUACUCGGCGACAGAAAUAUCUCUAGAGAACAAAUUCGGCGAGGAAGACUCGUUCUACGAAGUGGUCGCGAACAAGCCGUUCCUGUUCUUCAUCCAAGACGAGGCCACCAGACAGCUGCUGUUCACCGGCCGCGUGUCGGACCCAAGUCUCGUUGAUGGCGCCUUCAAGAUGCAA
Molecule: messenger RNA, 1488 nt
Organism: Iphiclides podalirius (scarce swallowtail)
Lineage: Eukaryota; Metazoa; Arthropoda; Insecta; Lepidoptera; Papilionidae
Source: the annotation of a GenBank genome assembly